UCCAUUUUAUUCAACUCUUCCUGUUUUAACUACCUUUAGUGGCACCCACGAUACAUCACAUUAACAUCUCCCACUUUACAAUAUCUUUUAGUUCAAUAUUUGUAUCUUUGUCGUCCCUGUAGUUUUCAUUGUCAUGCUUAAAGGUCGUUGCUGUUGUCUUUUUUAGAUUUUGUUUUUUUUUUAAAUGACGAAAUUUGAAGACUUCUUGAUGCAGCAAAGUGAUGAGAAGCAGAAAAGAAGUGAGCUUGAGGAGGAGGUUGAGAAAUUGCAGGCAGAAUUAGAUGGAGAAUUGACACUCAACAAAGUUUUGCAAUGUGCACUUGGUGGCCCUGUUAUUUCACAUCCUCUUCUUUCCUCUUUUCUUCCACCUCAGGUUCAUGAGCUUCUUUCAGAGCUGGCAAUGGUGGAGGAAGAAAUAGUGUGGCUUGAGAGGAAAGUUGAAGAGCUGAAAAUGAGAUUGUAUCAUGAAAAGAAACAGACCAAGGAAUGGCAAAUGCAGAAGUCACAGACAGAGAAGCAACAGAGGAGGCUGCGGCGGGCUAAUCACUUGUUAUGUGGACCUGAAAAUCCAUCGAUGCUCAAUAAGGAUCUCCAAGUUCGAACCAGGUCUCAAAAUUAUGAUGAAUUCAGAAAAAGAAGAAUGAGAAGUAGUAGAAGAGCUUCUGUGGGUUCUGAAAUAGAGAUCUUAAGCAUGUCUUCUACAGGGUUCCCUGAAGAAAUUUAUGAGAAAUCAAGGAGGCAUACAAGUAGAAUCCCAAAACAUUCUUCUGCUGUUGAUAAAGAAACUGCCUGUGAGAAACCAAAUUUACUCUCAGAAGAACUCAUCAAAUGCCUAAUAGGCAUAUUUCUAGACAUGAACCAGUCGGCUCAAGAUCGAGAAGGAUCAGCCAUUGUUCCGAAGCUUAGCCUCUCCUGCAUGAAUUCAAAAGGCUUCAUAUCAAAGAAUGCAUCAAGUCUUGAUCCUUAUGGCAUAUUGCCAGAUUUAGAUGGCAGCAUCAGAGACAUAGGUCCAUACAAGAACCUCAUCCAAAUCACCAGAAGCUCAGUAGACAUCAAUCGUCUCGCAGAAUGUUUAUCAGCAGUCAGAAAAUUGAGGGUUUUGAUGCAUAAACUAUCCAAUGUAGACUUGACAUUCUUGACUUACAAGCAGAAGCUAGCAUUUUGGAUCAACAUCUACAAUGCCUGCAUAAUGCAUGCAUUUCUAGAACAUGGGUUGCCCUCUACACAGGAGAAAUUACUCGCACUCAUGAACAAGGCUGCACUGAAUGUGGGUGGUAUAGUACUGAACUCGCUGGCAAUUGAACACUUUAUCCUUCGACAUCCCUGUGAAGCAGCAUCUGAACCCACAUACCAGAAAGAAACGCUUCUAAGGCAUGCAUAUGGUUUGGGGUAUCCAGAGCCAAAUGUGACAUUUGCCCUUUGCAGAGGCAGUUGGUCCUCACCAGCAUUGAGAGUGUAUACUCCAGACGAAGUAGUGAAUGAAUUGGAAACGGCAAAAGUGGAGUAUCUGGAAGCUUCAGUGGGAGUUACAAACAAGAGAAAGAUUGUGGUUCCAAAGCUUCUGCAGUGGCACAUGAAAGACUUUGCGGACGACAUGGACUCACUACUGGAAUGGAUUUACAGUCAAUUGCCACGUUCUGGGUCACUGAAAAGAUUGAUGAUGGAAUGCCUAAAUGGAGAAGUUAAAAAUCCUUCAACAAAAAUGGUGGAAACUCAACCUUAUGAAUUCGAGUUCCGUUACCUACUGCCCCUGUAAAUGAGAUGAAAAACAACCCAAAAAAUGGCAUAAUCAUGAUACUGCAAAUGAAGUGUAGCUUUACCUUGAUCAUUAUCCAUUACCUUUGUUCGUCGCCAGGCAAUUGCCGACUUUAUCAAGACAAUUUACUACUUCGAUAAAAUUUUUAGUA
Messenger RNA from Pistacia vera, 1907 nucleotides. RefSeq lists its product as uncharacterized. Lineage: Eukaryota; Viridiplantae; Streptophyta; Magnoliopsida; Sapindales; Anacardiaceae. The record is from RefSeq and is a predicted model, not a curated record. Bases 185 to 1756 code for a protein of 523 amino acids. The transcript is spliced from 8 exons.